UAUUUUGACAGAUAAUAACAUAACCUCAAAGUAAAUAAAAUGCGGCUCUUCCAAGCGCUUUUUCGCCGAAGAAAUUUGCCAAACGGCAAUAUUUACACCGGUAAACAUCGUUUAAUACAGCAAGUAAAACCUGAGCACAUACAAGAUUUAAAAAACAAACUUGCAAUUGAAGAGAAAAAUAUGUUUUUAUUGAGACAUCCUUAUCUAACACCAGAGCAAUCAAAGGGGCAUUCUAUAGCUUUAGGAAAACAGGUGGAGCGAAUGGAAAGGUUACGAGCCAUGAAAAAGGAUUUUAAAGACCAUGUUACUUUAGAGGAUCGAUUAGGGCAUUUGAGAUAUAACGAAGCUUGGGAUUAAUUUGGUUAAUUUUAAUUAAUUAGUUUAUAAUAAUUAGA
Molecule: messenger RNA, 395 nt
Organism: Onthophagus taurus
Lineage: Eukaryota; Metazoa; Arthropoda; Insecta; Coleoptera; Scarabaeidae
Source: RefSeq, a predicted model, not a curated record